CCUGAUAAGCAAAGUCAGUGGGGAAGCCAGAAUCAUUUAACAACCAUGUUACUCGCUUAAUUGAUUGACUCAACAACAGUAGCAAGGACAGUCGUAAACUGGGACGAAAGCUCGCUAAACAAAUGUCUCACUUAGCAACAGAAACUUCGGGCUCCAUUAUGGUUGUAAGUCGAGGACUACCUCCAAUCUCCAGAUGCGGUUUGACCCUGUAAGAUGUUGUGAUCCAGGCCCAAGUAGGUAGUAGUAGGCGCAAUCAGUUCAAAAACAGACUUUAUUAGAACAUUAGUUUAUUAGUCGUCCAAACUAAAUCAAAGCAAAUUCUUUAUAGCACAAUUCUUCAGUCUUAUCACCAACCUUGGUCUAAUUAGGCAAACUGCCAAAGGCUUUCCUUGGCAAAAGUUCAAAAGCAGAAGACGCCAACCAGAAAUGCAGCAAGACAAUGUUGUUUUCCGACAAAGAGCCCAAACACCGGUCCUGGUCUUUUAAGCCUUAUGGGAGGGGCCAAUCAUCUCUUGGCCUUACUCCUGAGUCGUCCUCUCUGCUUGAGCUGCUCGUGCCUUCUGGCAGCUUUUCUCAUGCGUGCAUUAGGAACAGGCUCCUCCUGUUCCUCUGCCUCACCACUGUCAGUCUCUGGAGGCUCUGGAGUCUGCACAUCAUUCCCUGAUGGCCCUGGCCCCACCUCUGCCUCCGACACAAGAGCCCUCAUCUGGGCCUUCCCCAGCCUCCAGGACUGGCCCGUGCUCUUCCUCAGCCUCAUCGCUGUCCGACUCCAUUACCAGCUCCUCAGGCUGCUGGCAGACCACAACAACCGUGUCAUCCAGAAAACCCAAAACCAGUUUAAUGACACCAACUGCGCUCAGCCAAAGUGCGACGUGGCCAAGAUGCAGGAGGACCUCCACUUGCGACCGCCGGCCCUCGUCAGCUGGGAAGACAUGGAAUUGGUGAACGGGAUGGUGAACGGCCGGGCGCAAGCCCACCUCGAGGCAGCUCCCGCUUGCCGGAUGCAGCCCGUCUCUCCUUUGGGGAUCCUGUCCCUCAUCCUCAACAUCAUGUGUGGUGCACUCAAUCUCAUUCGAGGUGUUCACCUGGCAGAGUAUUCGUGGCAGGAAGAUCACGAAGGAAUGAUAAACGUCGUAGCGUUUUUGUUGCCUUUCAUGUCCUGCUUCGGUUUGUGUUACCUUUACCUGUUCUACACUUCCGCCCGGAAGAUCAAAGUCUCCGUCCUUUUCGUGACGCUCUGCCUGUGCAACGUCUACCUGUACGGAUUACGAAACCACUGGCAGAUCCUCUUCCACGUCGCCGUGGCAUCCCUUUCUUCUCACCAGAUCCUAACCCGGCAGGUGGCCAAGAGACCGCCAGAUUUGGGGGUGUGAAAAAGAACACCCCACAUAUUCCAGAACAAAAAAAUGCCUCAGCUUUGACGGUGGUUAUUCCAAAGCAGCUCGGAACAGAUUGACUCGUAGAUUUUGAAUUGUUUUUUUUCUUUCCGUCCUUGCUCAAAAUCAUGCAUUGUAGCAAAAGAAAGAAAGAAGAAAGAAAGAGAGAGAGAGAGAGAGAAAGAAAGAAAGAAAGAAGAAAGAGAGAGAGAGAGAAAGAGAGAGAGAGAGAGAGAGAAAGAAAGAAAGAACACUAUUAUUAUUAUUAUUUGUUUAGACUUGUGACAGGCAGCAAAGGAAAUAUCCGUCUAAAUGAAGGAAGCUUGCAAUCUUUGUGGAUUAAUUUGUUUAAUCCAAGAAAAGGCCGAGGGAUGUGCGUGCUGAAGAAGACAUUCACUGCUCUGGAUUCUAGUAGAAAUUCAGAGUUUUUGAGGCUGCCGUCUGUUUUCCGUCCGUUCCCUCCUCUCCCCCAAGCAGAGAACAGUUUCAGAAAGUCACCUCCACCACUGAUAAUCUGGGAAAAUCAACCUGGGAAAAAUUAUCAGAUGCACUGAACACUCCCAAAGUGUGUCCUAAGCUUUCUCAAAAGAUGAACCUUGGAACUUGGUUGCAACCAGCUAUGGGGGGGUCCCCUCCUAAGUUUAAAGCACAAGAUUAUUCACCGAACAUUUGAGGGGUGGUUGUUUUGUUUGUUUGUUUUUUAAAUACGGCCAAAGUGGGCAAUUGCUGUCAUAAUGCAUAUAUAAUUUAUUAUUGUAUUAUUUGGGGGCGGAAUCGUUUGGGAAAUUGACUUUUGGAUCUCGUCUGCGUUACACUAAAUUGUAGAUAAAUGCAUUUAUAUUGAGUUGGGGGUAGAGAAGGCAACAGCCUUGAAACUUCACUGAUGGGGGAAAAGUGCCUUCAGAUAAUAUCCUGUAAAAAAUUUCCUGCCUGUACAUAUAAACUGUUCCUCAUUUUGAACUAAAAAAAAAAAUAGCCUUGGGUAAACUGUUCCACCUUGAUACGGCAUUUUUGUACAAUUUUCUCAUGUAUCUGGAUUUUGGUCGAGUUUCUACGUACAGAUGUUCACACGGAUAAUAAUAAGAAAAGUCUACUGCA
Messenger RNA from Ahaetulla prasina, 2474 nucleotides. It is a transcript of the gene SEC22C, whose product is annotated as SEC22 homolog C, vesicle trafficking protein. Gene Ontology annotation, biological process: endoplasmic reticulum to Golgi vesicle-mediated transport. The record is from RefSeq and is a predicted model, not a curated record. The transcript is spliced from 5 exons. Bases 492 to 1373 code for a protein of 293 amino acids. Lineage: Eukaryota; Metazoa; Chordata; Lepidosauria; Squamata; Colubridae.